CUGUUUGGAAUGAACUAAAAUAGAGAGAGAACCCAAAAGAAAGUCGCCAUAGCCAUACCGGAAGCAGAGAACACUUAAAGCAAACUCAUAUGGUGCCUUUGAAUCCGAACCCACCCGAAGGCUUCCACUAGGAUCCGAUGGGCAUGGCCGUUGCGAACCCGGACUCCAUUUCCAGCCCCACCGCUGUCAAUUCCAACGCGCUGCCGUCGUCGUCGUCGUAUUCCGAUGAUCCGACGAAGAAGGUCCGUAAACCCUACACCAUUACCAAGUCUCGCGAGAGCUGGACCGAGCCCGAGCACGACAAGUUCCUCGAAGCCCUCCAACUAUUUGAUCGAGAUUGGAAGAAAAUUGAGGCAUUUGUUGGAUCGAAGACUGUAAUUCAGAUACGUAGUCAUGCUCAAAAGUAUUUUAUGAAGGUACAAAAGAGUGGAACUAAUGAACAUCUACCUCCACCACGGCCAAAGAGGAAAGCCACUCAUCCUUAUCCUCAGAAAGCCCCAAAAAGUGCACCAACCGUGUCAUCACUGUCAAAUUCUUUUCAAACACCAUUAGCAUUUCCUGAUGCUGGACUCACACCGAAGCCUGAUCCUUCUUUGAUACCCAUAGUUCCUGUAACAGGUGCAGCAUUGCCACCUUGGAAAGACUACUCUGUGCAAGCAGGCAGUUCAAGUGUGAAAAAAGAUAAUAUGUCAUCAGUAGGACAAGCUCAUGUCUAUACCUACUCUAGCAGUGGUAAUGAGGGUGCUCCUAGUGAAUUGACAGAUCAGGGAGCUAAUGGAUCUUCAAUGAAAGUGUUGCCUGACUUUGCUCAGGUAUACAACUUCAUAGGCAGUGUUUUUGACCCAAAUGUGACUGGUCACCUGCAGAAGCUAAAGGAAAUGGACCGCAUUGAUGUUGAAACAGUGUUGUUACUGAUGAGAAACCUCUCCAUCAAUCUAACAAGGCCAGAUUUUGAGGAUCAUAGGAGGCUGCUUUCUUCAUAUGAAGAUGUGGCGAGUGAUGGGGGUGGAAAUAAGGUAUUAUGUGAAAAAAAAUCUCAGAAUGCUGCUCGAAUUUGGUAAAGCCACAAUUGGUCUAUGUUGCAUUCUGCCCCCGUUUGCAGUCAGGAAUUUUUUCAAGUUGCAAAAUGGUUUAACACUUUAACCUUGGUACCUAAAGAAACCAAUUUAUGCAAGGGCCAUGAUUUUCUGGCGUGCAUAUACAGUUUUGGUAAAAUUGCAUCUGUGCAAUUAAAUGAGUGUACAUUCUGUAAAAAAUAAAGAGAGAGAGAGAGAGAGAGAGAGAGAAAGAGUGUGUGUGUGUAUACUGCAGGCAUCUAAAAUGUAAAUCUGAUUUGUGUAAAUUCAAGUUUGACAAUUACAUAAUCCAGCUUUUGCAAUGCUUGCUUAUUUGUAAGCCUGUGUAAAUUAUUGAGGAGACAAUAGAAAGUUUGAAAAAUAUUGGCUUCAAGUUUC
Messenger RNA from Ipomoea nil (Japanese morning glory), 1454 nucleotides. RefSeq names its product protein REVEILLE 6-like. The coding region runs from base 138 to 1061 and encodes 307 amino acids. Gene Ontology annotation, molecular function: DNA binding. The record is from RefSeq and is a predicted model, not a curated record. NCBI's taxonomy places the organism in Eukaryota, Viridiplantae, Streptophyta, Magnoliopsida, Solanales, Convolvulaceae. The transcript has 8 exons.